Messenger RNA from Anguilla rostrata (American eel), 2631 nucleotides. RefSeq lists its product as uncharacterized. The transcript has 7 exons. The coding region runs from base 1046 to 1747 and encodes 233 amino acids. Lineage: Eukaryota; Metazoa; Chordata; Actinopteri; Anguilliformes; Anguillidae. The record is from RefSeq and is a predicted model, not a curated record.
AGUGUAAGGGGAAUGUUGUACAGGAAUUGCAGUGGAAGGGGGAUGUUGUACAGGAAUCACAGUGAGAGGGGAAUGUUGCACAAGAAUCACAGUGGGAGGGAAUGUUGUACAGGAAUCGCAGUGGGAGGGGAAUGUUGUACAGGAAUCACAGUGAGAGGGGAAUGUUGCACAAGAAUCACAGUGGGAGGGAAUGUUGUACAGGAAUCACAGUGGGAGGGAAUGUUGUACAGGAAUUGCAGUGAGAGGGGAAUGUUGCACAAGAAUCACAGUGGGAGGGAAUGUUGUACAGGAAUCACAGUGGGAGGGGAGUGUUGUACAGGAAUCACAGUGGGAGGGGAAUGUUGUACAGGAAUCACAGUGGGAGGGGAGUGUUGUACAGGAAUCACAGUAGGAAGGGAAUGUUGUACAGGAAUCACAGUGGGAGGAGAAUGUUUUAUGGGAAUCACAGCAGGAGGAGAAUGUUGUUUUGAUUUUUUUAGAUGACAAAAGGAACAAUGUUUUUGGUGAAGCGAGCCCUCCUGCACAUGAGUGUCCAUUAUCUGUGACCUGAGGAAGGGGAGCACUUAUUUAAAAAAAUAUCCAUCCCAAUGUCCUUUAUAUAUGAAUGUUUGUUGGCUUAGCGACCUGUGAUGUGAUUUCUUUUCCUUUCAUAGAAACAUCACCUGUAGACACAGUGGUCAGUGGUAGGUACAUUUCUCUCUUUGCAUAUUCUCAUCACAAACGGUGUAUGUCUACCAAAGGUAACAAGAGCAGUAAUAGAAUGGGAAAAUGUAAGAUCCAUAAUUUUUGCAAAAGUAUUUAGUUCCCCACUGGUUGAGGUUAAACCAGAAUCACAGUGGAAGCGGAAUGUUGUACAGGAAUUGCAGUGGGAUGGGAAUGUUGUGCAUGAAUUGCAGAAAGAGGGGAGUGUUGUUUAGAUUUUAUAUGACAUGGAGGACAAAGCUCUUGCUGAAACGAGCUCUGCACAUGAGUGUCCAUUAUCUGUGACCUGGGGAAGGGGAGCACUCAUUUAAAAAACAGCCCUCAUAAAGUCCUCUAUAUAUGUAUGUUUGUUAGCAUAGUAACCUGUGACGUUAUUUCCUUUUCUUUUAUAGGAACACCGACUUCAUGCAAUACAACGGGCAAGGGAACACAGACUUCGUGCAAUACAACGGGCAAGGGAACACCAACUUCAUGCAAUACAACGGGCAAUGAAACGUGGUGGAAGGAGUACCUGACGCUGAAACAUGGCAUCACUUUUGCUGCCGGAGCAGGCCUCUCUGCAAUCGUUUGCUCCGCCUGUUGCUGUGUGAUUGGAUUGUGCUCACGACGGAAACGACGAGAACGGAGAGACGAAGAUAAGGAGUACCCUGGAGCUGCCCUGACCAUGGUGGCAAGCGUCGACCGACAGCGGAGCGGCUCAGCGGGAUUGGCCGAGGACGAGCAGGCGCCGCUGCACGCCGGCGGAGAGCAGGGGGAGGGCGGGGCGGCGGGCGGGGCGAACGCAGACGUGGACUACGCCACCAUCGACGUCUCCCAGCUGAAGAAGAGAGAGGCGGCGGACGAGCCGGGGCCCGGCGCCGACACGGACUACGCGGAGAUCCGGAAGGAGAGGAAGGGGGGCGGAGACCGCGGAGAGGGAGAGGGAGAGGGAGAGGGGGAGGGGGGCGAAGAGGCGGCGGCGGCGGCGGCGGCGGGAGAGGAGGGGGCCGCUGAAAAUUCGGGGGCUGUGCAGCAGGAGUGCGCUGACGCUGGGGAGCAAGGCUGAAGAUCAGAGAGGGCUCCCAUUCACAAAUGGAUAACGACGUGAACUUCGGUCUAAACCCACAUGAGAAUAAUGUUCAGUUUCAAAGGGGCAGUUCACCCGAAAAUGAAAGAAAGCUACGUUUCAUCUUACCAGGACUGCUAUCUAUCCAUCCAGAUAGAUUUUCUGAGAUUUUAUGUGAUGUGUUAAACUUUCUCUCUCUUCCCCACUUCUUAUUCAAAGCACUGUGCUUAUUAUGCAUUUAUGAUGAAGAAAGUUUAUUUUUCAAAGUUUUUCUGACCCAAGUUAAUUGUACUUUUUGGACUGAAAGGACCUUUUACUGUCUUGCAAAGAAAGCUGGGGGAGAACAUGUCUUAAACACAAGUGCAUUCCUUUUGCAGUCUUUUUGAAGUUAUAUAAUAUAAGGGUAUAUAAAAUAAGGGCAUGACUAAAUGAGGUAUGUGUUUUUUUAUUUUAUUUUUGCUGUAAAAUAAGGAAAGAACAAACAAAAAUAGACUUCUGUUCCAUAGCAAUUUGAAUUAUGUACAGUAAAAAGUGUUACUCUAACAGGAUUUAUGUUGUCAAAAAGGGAUAAAAUGUAUUUGCUGGUUUGACAUUGAACAUUUGUUUAACUGUACAGGUUAACUGUUACUGUUAAAAAAUAAUCAAAUUCUGAUUAACUGUCUAGGUUCAUAUUAGGUUUCUUUAAAGUAAAAAACAAUGUUUUUAGUUUAAUCGAUGACCGCUAUUGUGCUCACGUAUUCAAUUACAGUUUUUUUUACGAUUGCUUUGACUCAUUUUGCACCAGAGUUUCAAUGUGCAAAACUCUUAACACAGAGUGCUGUACUGUUCAUUUUGGGUUCAAAAUGUAAUAUAGCAUGCAAAAUAAAAAUACCAGUGUCAGUGUA